AUGCGCGAUGAGGAAAGAGGUGGUACAGUUGCACUCCGGAGCGCUUUGACAACCGUGACCGACUGGGACGGACCGGACGAUCCAGAUAAUCCUCGCAACUUCUCACUGAGAAGGAGGACAUGUUCAACGAUUGCCGUCACAUUUCUGGCCUUCGUGAGUACGCUGGCGGCUUCGAUCUACAGUCCAGGCCACGAUGAAGUAUCGAAAGCCUUUGGUGUCUCAGACGAGGUGGCAAUUCUCCCGUUGUCACUGUACUCGUGCGGGUUGGCAUUCGGUCCUCUUGCGGGAAGUCCCAUGAGCGAGACGUUCGGGCGCAAGUCGGUCUUCUUGAGCACAACGCCACUCUUUGCGCUUUUUACCCUUGGGGCUGGGUUCUCGCAAGAUGUUGCGUCGCUAACCAUCUGCCGAUUCUUCGCCGGUGUCUUUGCCUCUCCCGCAAUCAGUUGCGCGUCGGCGACUAUCGUCGACUACACCGCAGGACGGUAUCGAGCUGUGUCGUUGGCUUUCUACUACUCGAUCCCCUUCUUCGGUGCCGUAUUCGGGCCUCUUCUGGGUGGCGUCAUCGUCGAAAAGAAAGGCUGGCGCUGGACGCAGUGGAUCACGCUAUUUUUCAUUGCCGUGUUCUACAUCCCGAUCCUGUUCACUAAGGAAACGUACAAAAAGACGAUACUACAACGACGAGCACGGAGGCUGGGCGUGCACCAGGUGCCUCAAGCUAAGAAUCCCGUCCUGGCCUCCAUCAAGCACUUUUUGACAGCCUUGCUCAUUCGACCGGUUCACAUGGCCAUCACCGAACCCAUCGUGACCUUGGUGUGCCUCUACAACGGAUUCCUUUUCGGGCUGAUGUACACCUUCGUGGUAGCCUCGCCGUGGGUAUUUCAGCACUACUAUGGCUUCGACUUGAUAGCACAAUCAUUGUCGUUUCUUGGUUUGAUGGUCGGCACUGCACUGGCACCUGGCCCUCUUAUUGCAAUCGACCUACGUCUCUACCAGCCACGCCUGAAGAGGUUUCGAGCAGUUCACUCUGACACAGAGGCAUUUCCUCCCGAGUACAGACUGUAUCCUAGUAUGAUUGCGUCUUUCACCUUGCCUACCUUCUUGUUUAUCUUCGCCUGGACCUCGCGUCCAGCGAUACACUGGAUGGUGCCGAUUGUGUUGCAAGGGCUGACGAUAAUGGCGACCGUGAUGAUUUACUCCUCGGUAAAUUUGUUCAUGGUCGACGCGUACGGACCGCUCUACGGAGCGUCGGCGGCCGGAGCAGCGAUGCUGUCAAGAUACGGGUUGUCGGCGGCGUUCCCACUGUUCGCCCUCCAGCUUUAUCAGAAACUAGGCGUAGGUUUCGCGACCACGUUACUGGCAUGUUGUACUUUAGCUAUGGCUCCUAUACCAUGGCUCUUCUGGCGAUAUGGAGACCUUCUCCGUGCGAAGACGAAGUACGAGACAAGCACAUGA
Exophiala spinifera is the source of this 1452-nucleotide messenger RNA. RefSeq lists its product as uncharacterized. Lineage: Eukaryota; Fungi; Ascomycota; Eurotiomycetes; Chaetothyriales; Herpotrichiellaceae. The coding region runs from base 1 to 1452 and encodes 483 amino acids. Gene Ontology annotation, molecular function: spermine transmembrane transporter activity; spermidine transmembrane transporter activity. The transcript is spliced from 2 exons. Gene Ontology annotation, biological process: transmembrane transport; spermidine transport; spermine transport. The record is from RefSeq and is a predicted model, not a curated record.